Messenger RNA from Etheostoma cragini (Arkansas darter), 5502 nucleotides. RefSeq names its product adaptor related protein complex 1 subunit gamma 1 (gene ap1g1). The coding region runs from base 191 to 2656 and encodes 821 amino acids. Gene Ontology annotation, molecular function: clathrin-cargo adaptor activity. Gene Ontology annotation, biological process: receptor-mediated endocytosis; intracellular protein transport; Golgi to vacuole transport. The transcript is spliced from 25 exons. Lineage: Eukaryota; Metazoa; Chordata; Actinopteri; Perciformes; Percidae. The record is from RefSeq and is a predicted model, not a curated record. Gene Ontology annotation, cellular component: membrane coat; AP-1 adaptor complex; Golgi apparatus.
GGCUCCGUGCGCCGCCCGUGAGCCAGUCCGCGCUUCUUUCACAAACCUCUGGCAUAUGUCAGUGUAACCCUCCGCCUGCGGUAGAUGUGCUGAGGCUGGAAUAGCCACCAUUUUGCAUGUCUAGUGUGUUCCUCCCUCCAUUGCUAAUAGAGACAAUUCCAGUUAUUUUCUGGCAUCAUUACGGCUAAGAAUGCCAGCUCCGAUCAGACUGCGGGAGCUGAUCCGGACUAUCCGGACAGCACGGACCCAGGCAGAGGAGCGUGAGAUGAUCCAGAAAGAGUGCGCUGCUAUCCGCUCUUCAUUUAGAGAGGAAGACAAUACAUAUCGAUGCAGAAAUGUGGCAAAGCUACUUUAUAUGCACAUGUUGGGCUACCCGGCACACUUUGGGCAGCUGGAGUGCCUGAAGCUGAUUGCGUCCCAGAAGUUCACCGACAAACGAAUAGGUUAUUUGGGAGCCAUGCUGCUGUUGGACGAGAGGCAGGACGUCCACCUACUAAUGACAAAUUGCAUUAAGAAUGACUUGAAUCACAGCACACAAUAUGUCCAGGGCCUGGCCUUGUGUACUUUGGGCUGCAUGGGUUCCUCAGAAAUGUGUCGUGACCUGGCUGGGGAGGUCGAGAAGCUGCUCAAAACAUCCAACUCCUACUUGAGGAAAAAAGCAGCGUUGUGUGCAGUUCAUGUCAUAAGGAAGGUUCCAGAACUCAUGGAAAUGUUCCUUCCAGCAACAAAAAACCUGCUGAGCGAGAAAAACCAUGGUGUUCUCCAUACAUCAGUUGUCCUCCUCACUGAGAUGUGUGAAAGAAGUCCCGACAUGCUGGCCCACUUCAGGAAGAAUGAGAAGCUGGUUCCACAGUUGGUGAGAAUCCUGAAGAACCUAAUCAUGUCUGGAUACUCUCCUGAACAUGAUGUGUCCGGCAUAAGUGACCCUUUCCUGCAGGUGCGGAUAUUGAGACUACUGCGAAUUUUAGGCAAGAGUGAUGACGACUCCAGUGAAGCAAUGAAUGACAUUCUUGCACAGGUUGCAACGAACACAGAGACGAGUAAAAAUGUAGGCAAUGCAAUACUCUACGAGACUGUGCUGACUAUCAUGGACAUCAAGUCUGAAAGUGGACUGAGGGUCUUGGCCAUUAACAUACUUGGUCGCUUCCUUCUUAACAAUGACAAAAAUAUAAGAUACGUGGCAUUGACAUCUCUACUAAAGACGGUACAGACGGACCACAAUGCAGUGCAGAGGCAUCGGAGCACCAUUGUGGAUUGUUUAAAAGACCUGGAUGUGUCCAUUAAGAGACGUGCGAUGGAACUGAGUUUUGCCCUGGUGAACGGAAACAACAUCAGAGGCAUGAUGAAAGAGCUGCUCUACUUCCUGGACUCUUGUGACCCGGAAUUCAAAGCAGACUGUGCAUCAGGAGUCUUUCUUGCUGCAGAGAAGUAUGCCCCGUCGAAAAGAUGGCACAUAGACACCAUUAUGAGAGUCCUGACAACUGCAGGAAGCUAUGUGCGAGAUGAUUCUGUUCCCAAUCUCAUCCAGCUCAUCACCAACAGUGUGGAGAUGCAUGCCUACACAGUACAGAGACUAUACAAAGCACUCCUGGAUGACAUCUCGCAGCAACCUCUAGUGCAGGUGGCAUCUUGGUGCAUAGGAGAGUACGGGGACCUGCUAGUAUCAGGACAGUGUGAGGAAGAGGAGCCCAUCCAGGUGAGUGAGGAUGAAGUUCUAGACGUGCUGGAAGGCCUCUUGGUGUCCAACCUGUCCGCACCUGUGACCCGGGGUUAUUCCCUUACUGCCAUCAUGAAGCUGUCUACGCGGUUCAGCAGUGUUAACCGAAUCAAGAAGGUGGUUUCGAUUUAUGGCAGUAGCAUUGAUGUGGAGCUUCAGCAGAGAGCUGUGGAGUACAAUGCGCUUUUCAAGAAAUACGACCACAUGAGGCCAGCUCUCCUAGAGCGAAUGCCCAUUAUGGAGAAAAGUGCUUCUAAUGGCCCAACGGAGAUUGUACAGACAAAUGGGGAGACAGAGCCCUCUGUUGUGGAACCAAAACAUCUACCACCUGUCACCCAGCCAGUUAACCAGGCUAAUGAUUUGUUAGACCUGCUAGGUGGGAAUGAUGUGGUACCAGUAAUCCAGACCACGAUGCCCACCAAGCCUGCCUCAGCUGGAGGAGAGCUGCUUGAUCUGCUGGGUGACCUCUCGCUAAGUGGCGGCCCAACCCCUGCUUCCUCUGUGCCCACGUCUCAACCCUCUUUCCUCAUGGAUGGCCUCUCCUCGCAGCCCCUGUUUAAUGACAUUGCAGCUGCAGCUAUUCCUCCUAUGACUGCAUACAACAAAAAUGGUCUGAAAAUCGACUUCACAUUUGAGAGAGCUAAUCCCAAUCCGAACAUCGCCGUCAUCACUAUCCAUGCUUCCAACUCAACAGAGGCAGAUAUGACGGACUUUGUUUUUCAGGCUGCUGUACCAAAGACAUUCCAGCUGCAGCUCCUCUCCCCUAGCAGUAAUGUUGUACCAGCACUCAACCAGGGAACGGUCACACAGGUCAUCAGAGUCCUCAACCCACAGAAGCAACAGCUACGAAUGAGGAUCAAGCUGACGUACACCCUCAAAGGCUCGCCUGUGCAAGACCUGGCUGAGGUUAAUAACUUCCCCCCUCAGUCCUGGCAGUGAUGAGCUGCUUCUGUUGCUCUUAAAAGCCCCCCCACCAAGGGAACUAUGAAAACGAUUUUCCUUUCACCUUCCUCCCUUCUUCCAACGGAUCCCUCUGUGACGUCACUGCAGUCCGCUGUCCUCGAGUUGCAUGGAAAGCAGCAGAGCAUCUAACACAGGAGAAAAAUACAGAUGUUACGAAGACCCUAUUGACUAUUGACAUCACCGGAAUAAUUAGGAAAACAUAUCAAUCAAUGAACUUCCUCUUUUCUUUCUGAAUUGGUUUCCAUUGUGUCUUUUGUGUAGUAGUACUAUUUUCCACUUACACCCAGCACCAUUACCACCCACAAAAGCACAUAGGCACACCAUUUACUGUGGCACACUUACCCUCUCAAGUCAUGGUAGAGAAAAAGUGUUGCCCACUAUGAGCACUGCAGUAACCCUAGUUUUAUUCAGAUUUAUAAUGAAGCUAAAAUGCAGUUCAAACACUUGCUCCAUCGAUAUUUAUGAUUGGCUUUGCAUUCAGAUUUUUUAAUAUGAACCUUUGUUUGAUGGCAGCAGAAAAAAGCUUUGAAAGGUCUAUUUAGUGCAGUCAUAAACUUGGAUACCUCUUUUUUUUUGACUCUGCAUAAUAUAUGUUAUGAUUUGUCAGAGAGUUGUGUUCAUUUUGAAUUACAUUAAUUACCUUAUAGCAUGUUUGAGCAUUGAUAGGAUCACAAUCACACCCCGACUCAAGCUCGGAGGGGAAUUUCUGCUUCUGGUGGUAUGCCCAGUUUGAUCGCCUGGGGCUACUUUCAGAGAUUUCCCACACUGCUCUCCUAAAAUCAUGUCAUCUGUAGUUGUUAGAUCUGUAUAAUAAAUUCUACAGUUAAUUGCUUUGCAUAGUUUGAAUAGGUUCAUUCAUUAGGAUGGAUAUAAUCCAGGCCUGGAAGUUAUCUGAAGAUAAGCUGAUUACAUUUGUGUUGGGAGAUCUGCGUUUAAACCUUUCCUGCAUCUGUGUCUUCACAGUUGAGCUAGCAAAUUAAAAUACAUUUCAGAUUUAUUUAACCUGGUUGAACUUAGUCACCAUGCACAUACAUGUAAAUGACGCUUGUUAUGAAUGUAGUUACAUGCACUGAAUGCUUUCCCCCCUCAAGUCUCUUUCUCAUAGCUGUCUUCUUUGAUGGGGAUGCUCAUCUUAUUGGCACUAUUUUUGUGAAAGUAUGUUUUAUUUCUGCAGUAAUUUGACUUAAUUAUUUAUGCCUGAUAUCAAAGUGAUGUGCCUUUCUGACUUGGCUAGAUAAAAGCCCCUGAACUAUUGAGUUCUGUAUGAGCUUCGUUUCUAAGUCUGCUUGUGUGAUGAUCGUGUUUUCAAUCGGACAGAAACGGCCUUGAUCGAUUUGAAUUGGUAUAUCACUUCAUUUAUUAAGUUAAACUUUUCACUUCUAUAUCUCUUAGGUUAAUAUUCAGUCACGCACUAAUACCGGCCUGCCUGGAUGUCCACAGCAAAGUCUUUUUGUCUUUGACAAAAACAUAAAUUAUAGCUACACGCUACUGAUCCUUUCUUUCUCUAUAUACUGUGGGGCAGACUUUCCAGUAAAAAUACCGGUUGGAUGUUAUUAAUAAGUCCUAAAAAAAACAAAUCUCAAAGGUUUUGGCAGCUAAUAGAUAUUCCAUAGGAUGACCUCAAGGAUACAAGCGUUUUAAACAGUAGAUAUGUACUACUAAAAUGAAAUAUAAUUUAGAUAUCUUCUCCCCCCCCCGUCAACAAACAAAGUGUGAGUUUGGAUCUCUUAGUGUUGCUUACUGUUAGUAUGGUUUCAUGGCUCUUGUCUUCUCUAAAUCAGAAUUCUGACCACGCUGUCGGGGAUAGUAACCUUAAUACCUCACAAUGUUCUCUCUUUCUGUUAACGUUCAGUUGCAGUUGGUAGAUUGACAAAUUUGUUUAGUCAUGAAUUGCAAUCAAGGGAGCAUCUGCAUAAGAGAAACUAAUGGUAGUUUGUACACGUCAUUACUUAACAAGCUUAGCAGUCGUGCGAUGCUGUGUUGAGAUCCUCAGAUGUUUGGCUGUAUACUUCUUUUCACUAUCUUCUAACUUCUGUGACCAAAUCAGAGACUAUUAGCUUUGGAAAUAUUUUUGAGCUAUGAUAUGUGUAUAUGGAGAAAAUUAUUUCAGUUUAACUUUUUUUCUGUUCUUGACAAAUGCUAUAUUGGCUUUUUUUCUGUACAUAUUGAGGGCUUUUACAAUUUUGUCUCUUGUACUAUCUUUCAUCAUUUUUUUUAGAUACCAUUUUCUAAAAAAAAUCCUAUUAUUCACAGUGUGUGUUGUCUAAAUAGAUCGAGUCAACAUCAGUCUAUGAAGACCCCUGUAUGAUCACUCAUUCAUUGUUAAAGAUAUAUGAUCUGCUGCCUGUACAUUGUAUAUAGUUGUAAAACAAACAAAAGCUGAUCAAAUUAAAUAAUACCACAUGGAGAUAAAAGAUUAGCUAGGAAGUAUAAUUGUAUGCAUAUAUGUACAAAAAGAACCUUUAAAAGGAUGCAAUUGAGCUGCAUUUGAUUUACUAUUCUUCAUGAUCGGGUGUGUCCUCUUCUUUUAAAAAUAUGGUAGGCUACUUGUCGGGGUUCCUUAUGAUGUCGAAAUAAGGGUUGGAUUCAUCUUAACAGAUGUCUAAUUGAUGUACUGUACUACUGAGAAAUCUAAGCACAGUGCUGCACAGCAGCAGAAGCGGCACCUUGCUUCAUCGGCUUCUCUGCCCCUCAAACGCCUCAUGUAUCCAUGCCCUCCUUCGAAGAGGAGCAGGCUUCUUGCCACGAUGUAACUCUGGCAUCGUGUUGUUUAGUGUUCUGCACUCUUGACAAUUUGAUCUAUUAAACUCCCUUCAACCUAC